AUGGACCCUCCAGCGGCUAAGAAGAGGCGCCUCGCUCCCAAAGAACCGCCGCAGUCAUUGCCUGCCUAUUCUCCCCAUGAAGCUGCCCCACCGCCGCCGCCGCCGCCGCAGCAGCAUUACCCAGUUCAGGAGGCCGCUCAGGCCGCCCCACCACCGCCCGAGAGACACGAGUUCGAGUCCUUUGCGAGACACCUGCAAGAUGCCGCCAUGCUGAUACACCGGCAAUCGCAAAAGUCGCCUUAUAACAAUGUCUCGGUCUUGAUUCUCAAAUGGGAAGACGAGGUAAUUGAUGGGGAGGGGAAUGAGGAUGAGGAUGAGGAGGACAAGGACGAUAUAGAACAGAGAGCGGCAGCUCUGGAGGAGCUUGAUACCUUUGAGCAGCUCCUCCGGGAGAGGUAUAACUUUCGUACUGAAAGGUAUAAUAUACCAGCAGUCGCAAGUGCCAGCAUCAAACUGGGCAUCCGCGUGCAGAAUUUCCUCGAGAGGCAGGCCCCGGAUCAUCUGCUGAUCAUUUACUAUGCUGGUCAUGCCUAUGUCGGCAUGGACAACCAGCUCUUUUGGGCAAGCAAUCCAACGGACAACGCAAUCAAGUUGAGGUGGCAAGGUCUUCGUUGCUUGUUUGACGAAUCGCCGUCGGAUACUUUGUUCCUCCUGGACUCAUGCACCACCAGAGACGUGGCAGCACCGAGCGAUGGUGCGAGCUUGAGACAGGUCAUCGCAGCACAUGGUCCUGAAAAAUCCGCUCAGGAAUUUCCGGGACGCUCCUUUACCGUACUUCUUACGGAAGCAUUUCACAGGUUGAGCACGGGGAGACCCUUUACCGCGGACCACUUGUGGCACGAAGUCGCAUGGAAUCGUCAGCAGGAACUAUUGCAAAACUCCAGUCUCACUAAUGGAGCUUCAAAAGGCAUUUCACUAGCUGAGAAACUGCCCAUAUCACAAUGUUUAGGUCGUGGCAAGAACCAGUCCAUCACCCUGGGCCCGCUGCCAGCCCGACCAGAAUCUCACACGCAAGCUGAUGGCGAGACGCAUUCCUCUGGAGUUUCGCAGCUUGACCAGACCAUACAACCUCAAUCAGUAGCCGAAUUGACGUUUGACGAGGCACGAGUCCUGGUUUGUACUACGUUUGUUGGGGAAGCCAGUCCGGACAUGUCAUCCUUCGACCAAUGGCUGCAUACUUCUCCGGGGGCGGCUUCCAAGAUCGUCGUUGAGGGUAUGUUUCUUGGACCACCCACAAUGCUCCUAAUAUCAAUGCCUGGGUCUGUCUGGAGUGUUGUGCAACACGACAAAGUGUGUUGUUUCCUGGGCUACAUCACCUCUAGAAACUUGACGCACAUUUACAAGCGACUUGUAGGAUCAGUUUCUUCUGCCAAAGUCACCCCGGAGGACGGCCGUAUACUGCUGGAAGCGCGUGAAGCAGCUUCCGCCUCAGCCACGGCAGCAGCCGUCGCCCACAGAUAUGAGCAUAGCCACGCAGAUGUCAACCAUGUGUCAAGACAUCCAGAAACACCAGCACGGCCGGAGGGGACUCCUCGUACCGACCCGAGUAGUUUAAGUCAGCCACUUGGCAAUGCCGCAUUCGCCACCUCGACGCCUGUUAUUGUGGUCAAACAGCAGGACGAUGGUGAAGAUUCGGCAGAGAUGCAAGAAGCAGCUGAGCAACUGAAAGCUCUAAGCCAUGUCCGGCAUCUUAGUGAUGAAGGAUCUGCAGCGCCGGCGAAUUCAUCACUCAUGGAGCUUACCCCAGACAUCAAGCACGAUGAGAGCUCCUCACAUAGCAUGAACGAAAGUGGCUUUGAUGAGGUCCAACACACCACACCUACUGCGAAACCGAAACCGCGUCGGUCUCUUGCAAAAGUUACACCAAAGCAGGAGACGCGUUGUGAUCUCUGCAGUCACGCACCAUUCAAAGAUUCGUCAUCAUUGAGGAAACACAUUGCAGCGGCACAUACCCGGCCGUUCCCUUGUGCAUUUGCAUUUGCGGGAUGCCCGAGUACAUUUGGUUCUAAGAAUGAAUGGAAAAGGCAUAUCGCUUCACAGCAUCUUUGUCUGACUUAUUAUCGAUGCUCUAGUUGUCCACAGAGCAGCAUCGAGGGCAAAGGCAAUGAGUUCAACAGAAAAGAUCUCUUUACUCAACAUUUGAGGAGGAUGCAUGCACCUUUUGCCAUCAAGAAAGCUCUUGCCAAAGGGGACAGCAAAUUACAAGUGGAAUGGGAAACACACGUCAAAGAGAUGCAGACAUCAUGUCUGAUAACGCGCAGGAAGCCCCCGCAGCGCUCAGCUUGCCCCAAGCCCGACUGUGCCAGUGUGUUUGAAGGUCCCACCUCGUGGGAUGAAUGGACCGAGCACGUGGGAAGACACAUGGAGAAAGGCGAAGCCGCAAGACUCGGCGUUGACCGUCUCCUAGCCAAGUGGGCGUUGGACGAGGGCGUCAUAGAACGAAAGGAGGAUGGCGAAUAUCGACUCUGCAGCGGGCCCGGAUCGGGAGAGAAAGAGUCUAACCAUAAGAACAAUGGUGCUGGUAAUCAUUCAGACGCGCCUUCACGAAAUUCGGAAGAGGACGUCAUAGUUGCGGCCAGUACGUUGGUGGAGGACAAGAUGGAGGUAGACGGAUGA
Molecule: messenger RNA, 2616 nt
Organism: Pestalotiopsis fici W106-1
Lineage: Eukaryota; Fungi; Ascomycota; Sordariomycetes; Amphisphaeriales; Sporocadaceae
Exons: 3
Coding region: 1-2616 (871 amino acids)
Molecular function (GO): DNA-binding transcription factor activity
Source: RefSeq, a predicted model, not a curated record